This is a messenger RNA of Auanema sp. JU1783, 8151 nucleotides long. The record is from the annotation of a GenBank genome assembly. Lineage: Eukaryota; Metazoa; Nematoda; Chromadorea; Rhabditida; Rhabditidae.
AUGAGAGGUUCAUUUACCGAUGUUCCUGCGGAAUUGAACUGGAAUAGGAGUCUUCAACCCAGAAACAAUAACCCUUUUGAUCCAACAGCACCUAACACAUCUACUCGGAUUGGUUCAGACCUUGCCGAACUCAACUUUUUCAAUACCGGAAACAGUACAGUUAAUUUGGAAGAUGACAACGAUUUACAACAAAAUAUUGAGGAUGAAGAGACAGCAGAUUUAAAUGAUCCGACGGAUUCCCAGGAAAAUCAGUCGAAAACUCCAGGCCGUGGUCGAGGUAGGGGUAGAGGCCGAGGACUUGCGACUCGUGGUCGUAGAAGAGGAGGAGCUGUUGCCCGAGGUGCUAAAACUAGCUACACAUUUCCGAAUAAGGAGGACGAAGAUUCUGAUUCACGAGCUUUCAUUCUCCAUAAUUUGAAAUGUCCGUUCUCAGAUAGAUAUACAGAAUUGCCGCGGGUUCCCAAGUUAGCCACAGAACAGCCAUUUGGCCUAUCUAAGAAUUCUCCUCUUGUUUACGGAGGAGAACUCGAGGUGUAUCCGCAUAUAUUCUCUAAGGUAAAUUUUGAAAACGAAAUUGCGGAGCUGGAAAGACAGGAAGAAGCGAAAGGACCUCCAAUAGAUUAUCUUAAACGGAUCAAAGACAAUCCUAAUGUUUGUAAGAAAAGCGGCUGUGUAUGCAGAAGGCUCGAGACAUAUCUGAAGAAUGGAAAGACGGAUUCAAAGGAUCUAAAAUCUGAGAACAGAGCGAGGCGACUUUUCUUCCUACUAAAGAAAAAGCUGGAUGCUGCUAGAACUAAACGGACGCUGGAAGACCUCAUGAUGAAGACAUUGAAGCCGAAUGGGACCCGAGUGCUUGUUCCUAAAAGUUUUGCAGACGGAGUUCUAAUGCUCCCUGGUAACUGUAUGGAUCCAGAAUCGCAUUAUAUGCUCAAUAGACUAGGAAUUACUCCUUCUGCACUUCUGAACAAGAUGGAAACGCAUGAAAGGUGUACGGAAGCUCUAAGAAGAGUGAAACGUGCUAAUUUCCUGCGAAGAACAUUAGGAAUGAAUAUAGCCAGAGACCCACCGCUCCGUAGUUAUCAACCGUCUACGUAUCGAUCACGUGGGAAGUAUCGCCAUGUUUUACCAAACGCAGGUGAUUUCUUUGAGGUUAAAGAUGCUGCUGCUGCCAGAUUGAUCAAGGAGAAGUAUAGAAGAAAGCUAGGAGUUAAAAAAUUGAAAACUUAUGGAUCACUAGUCAAUAUGCCGAAAAGAGAAGUGAAGAGCAGAACUAAAAGAAUUGUGCAUAGGCUCAAGAGACUCGCAGAACCUCCUCAGACAGGAGAAAAACUGAGGAAACGGAAGAAAUGCAAGGAUAGAGAAAGUAAUGAUAGGAUUAAUAAUGAAUAUCAAAAGCUUGUCGCCUCUAAACUAUCAUUGACAGGCAAAGUUGACCGUGGAAGUAGAAGAUAUAAGGCGAAACCCACAAGGAGUAGGUCAGAAGGAACCCGGUCGUGUAGUCGAGAAGUCAAACACAAAAGACGAGCUUUCAGUCAUUCCCGGAAACGUAAAUCCGAGUCGGUCAACCCUACUGAGCGAAAGCCUCGUUCCAAGCUCGCGAAUGCUGUUAAACCAUCUUCCAAACCUGAAAGUUCUCGCCGUUCCAAAAAAAGAUCCAGGUCUACCAAAAAACUGACUGCUGAAGACAAACUCAAGAGGCGUCAGAAACCCAGAUCCGCUGAAUUAGAUACUAAACGCUUGAAAAGCGGUACUAGGAGAACCCAGUCAGAGCAGCGCCUGUGUGAGAAAUCUAUUAAAACUCCAAAAACUACACAGAGAUCAAAGUCGGAAGGAUGCAAAGAUCAGAAGAAAAUUUCCUCCAAAUCGAAGAAAAGCAAGAAAAGUAGGAAAACUAAUGAAAAACUACCUACUGUUAACGUCGAGAAAAAGAACAAUUCUCUUAACGAAUGCGAAUCAGGCAAGCCAAAGAAGAUCAGGAAAGCUCGAAGCAAGAGCUCUAAGCGAACGACUAUCAACAAGGAAGCAGAUGAGCCUACGAAUGAUUCAAGGAACCCCCCGAAAACCGAGGUGCCAACAGAAAGAGAUGAGCUUAAAGCGAAGCUUGGAAAGUUCUAUGAUUUAGCUAAAUCUGUUCCGAAAAACCAUCCUCUGGCGAGCAAGAUUCUCAAAGCCACAGUUCUAGCCAAACAGCUCGAUAUUAUUCCAGCACGCGAAGCAAAAGGAAAGACGAAAAGUCGUGCCAGGAAAUCAGCUAUCAAAAUCGAGAAAAGGAAACAAUUGACUAAAAAAUUAAGAACGAUUCGACGACUUGCUCAGAGCAUAAAGAAAUUGCAGCCUGUGAUCCAUGGAAUGAAAAAUGAUCUGAAAAUGGGAAGAAUUUUCGAGCAGGUGAAAGGUGUUUCCAGAAAGAGAAAGCGAAGGCGAGCUGUAGCGUUCAGACGUAAGAGGAACCGUAAAAUAGCCAUUCAGAGGAAGCGGCAGAAAGUCUUGAAGAAGAAAAUGAGUCAGAUCGUGAAGUUAGCGAAGAGCAUCUACCGGAAUCAUCCAAAAAUCGCAAGAAGAAUCAAGUUAGAACUAUUUGUUAAAAACAUGAGACGGAGACGAGCCAUUGGAAGAAGACGAAGAAGGAAGUUAGCUUUAUGCGGGCACUUGAAAAAGCGUCGUAAUGUCGGAUUGAUUCUGAGGAAAAUGUUUCUAAUAGCGAAGAAAGCCAAGUCCGGUGGUCAACUAGCUGGAAAAGUCCGGAGGAUCAAAGCUUCAGCUAAAAAAAUGGUAGAAAAGAGGAUGAUUGUUAGAAAACACAGAAGACAAAAACGACUUUUGGCUCGCAGGAAGAGAACAAGAGCAUUGAUCAGGAAGAUGAGGCGCGUCAGAAUAUUUUUGAAGAAAGUAAAGGGGAACCGAUUACUCUCUCAGAAAUUACGAGAAAUACAGUUCUUAAGGAAAAGACAGCUUAGAAGGUCCAAACUAGCCAAGAUCAAUAAGUUGAGAAGAAGACGAUUCAGAAGAGUCAGGCUCCAUGCGAAAAAAGACCAAAAGAAGAUAGCAGCUAAGAGGAGGAUUCCGGUCAAGAAAUCGAAGAAAAAUCGGAUAGAGAAGAAGCAUGUCAUGAAAGAUCAAAAGUUGGAGAAGAAGCGUGUUCUUGACGCUAUAAAUGAUGUGAACAGUAUUGACGAUUCCAAGAACAUUCCGAAGAAGAAAGUAUCUAAAAAGAAAGCAAAAGGAAAGAAACGUAUUCCACGUCCUGAAAACACCGAGAAGAUAGUUCGAGAAGUUGUUUCACACCUUCUGGAUCAGACUGUGAUUUCCGCCGUGAAAGAUAGGAAAACCGAGCUCUGUGAUGGUUCUGAUUUGGAGGAUGAAGAUUUUGUGACUGUGUAUCAAUUUGUGAAGGCUUCAGAAGUUCUCAAUUUCGAAUUUGAAGAAAAGGAAUCAUUAGUAGAUGAAGAACUGAAGGAAGCUGUAAUGAAAAGAAGACAGUUUCUCAAGAAUAAUUAUCAGCGCUACUUGAAGGAAGUUAGUUUAGUGAAUGCUCAACGAAAGAGAAAGGUUGAUAAGAUUAUAGCACAGUUCCCAAAUCUUUCUCAACAAGAUAGAGAUUUUGCACUGAUCACCUGGCAAUACCGGGAAGACCUCAAGUUCCUGGAAAAAGUUCAAGAGCGGGAAUUUAAGAAGUUCGAGAAAGUAUUGCAACGUGAAGAUGAAUUGUUGAGGUCUCACCUUCAAAGCCAAAAAGACGGUUUCACAAAGCUGCUUUUAAACCGAGCUAGAGAUAAUCGAAUAGAAAGAAGGAAUGAACAGAAGGAGGCUAAUGUACCUCAAACGGUUGAUGAUGACUGGGAAAAAGUCAAAGCACGACGGAACGAAAGAGCUGCCACAAGGACUGAAAAAGUUAAAAAACCUCGACGUGUCACCAUCUCGGAUAACAAAGAUACUGUGCCAGAAUCGCGGAAGAUGAAGAGUAGAAAACGAACUAAAGUAACAUCUGGUUCUGCCGAGAAACCUUUGAAAAAGGAAGAAGCAGAUGACAUUGCUGUACAAUCAACUCUUGAAAACAACGAUCAAAGUUCUGUCCAGUCUGCGAUUGCGAUCAAGCUUGAAGAAGAUGAAGAUAAGAUAUCCGAUGGAACAGAAGCGGCGAUUGAUGGCGUGAAGAAGGGUACGAGUAUAGUUGAUCUGAUUCUUCCCGAUGAUGUCCAAGAGGAAAAAAUGGAUCAGGAUGAAAAGGAAGUAGUCAAGGAAGAUCAGUGUGCCCAAAUCGGAAGUGAUGGAAAUGUACUUGAGAGCGCAAUGCAAGAAAAUCAAAACACCAAAGAUAUUGACGGUGAAGACAGCGACGGUAGUACCGUGAGAAGUUUGACUGAAGACACUCACGAGCGUAACCUCCGUUUCUUACUCAAAGGCUUACGACAUACAGAAACCAAGAAGAAGGUAAUGCUUGUUAAUCCUAGAAGAAGAAAGGCAAGUCUCUUAAUUCUGGCUCGCAUGACAUUAGAUGACGCUGAGUUCUCCAGCAACGGAUUCUUUUUGUGUUCUGAAGAGUACAAUCAUGAUCAUGAAUUGGCGCAGCUACUCAGGAAAAAGUAUCAACUUGCCAACAAUAUUACAUUCCUGCAGAAACAAAUAGCUGCCAUUAGGUCAGCGAUCAAGUUUGAGACUGGAAUUAACGCACGCCGAACAAAGACAGAGUUGUAUAUGAAGUUGUUCGAGAAAGUCAUCAGUGCAUUAAAAUCUGAUGAAGAGUCAAGAGACGAGAACAAAGAGCCUACUGAAGAAGAUCUCCGGAUUGCCAAUGAGAAGAACACAAUAGGAUACUAUAGAUCUCAACCUUUCACAUAUCCAGAUAUUUUGACUACCGAUGAUUAUUUCGUACAGGCUGUGAUGAGUAAGGAAGUACGCGAACUGUGUCUAGCUGGUGUUACUAAUCCUUCACUGCAAGACAACAAAAAAUACCUGAGAGAAGUUUGGAGAAGGAUUCAAGUUGUAGUGAAUAAAAAGCGAGCAGAGGAUGAGAAAGUUAAGAGGGACUUACCAGGCAUAACUUCAAUGGAAAGAAUGGGCUCAAAAGUUGGUCUUAGUUUCUCCGAUGAGUUGAUUAUUGAUGACUAUUCCUUGGUUCUCUUCACUACAGCUCAAGAUUGCGACCGAUUUACUAAAGCUCAGAAGGAUUUGUUGGAAUGUACUCCUGAGGAAGAUAUGGACGAAAUGGAGGAAAACUUGGAUUAUCGCUUAUCUGUAAUAUUGGAACGUAUUCGGAGACUUGUCUGGAAAUCGUAUCACCAUCUGAGAAGGAUAGUUCAAAAGUGUAAGACACAGAACGAGAUCAAGCGGAUUGAACGGAACAGAUUAUUAAUUAACAAACGAAUUGUUAGAACCAAAAACAAUCGCGAUCUGACGAAACUACUGAGAAGGCUAUAUCUUGAUGAAAGGAAACUGUGCUCUAUUCAAAGGGCAAUCAGAGAAAGGAAAAACACGAGAGGAUUAAGAAAGCAGAAGAGGCUGCAGAAAGUUCGUCAGGCUAUCAAACAUCUUGUUCUGAAGCGAACUUACUUUGCUUACCUGUUGAGAAUACAUACACAACUGAACGCACUCUCUACUGCUGCAUGUAUUGAAGUGGCUAAACGUGCGUAUGAAAUCAAGCAGGGCGGUAGAAACGUGAUAUUAGAACCUAAUACCACUAAUGAACUAGAGGAACGUGUAGACUUAUCAACAGGUGUCUACUAUCUGAGAUUCCCCUCAUUUUUAUCCGAGGCUUUUGAUUGCUUCCAAUUGGAUAAGCAUAGAUAUCUCAAGAGGGAAAUCGAAAGAGCACAACAGCUCGUAGAAUCUGCCGCAAAGUUCGAAAGGGACAUCGAAGCAAGUUUUAAGCGACGUGUUCUUCUUGUGAAAGGAAAGCAAGCUCAAAUUGCGAAUAAGAAGCUUGUAUUAGUUGCUGAUAAUUUGGUGAGAAAACACAUCGCCAGCUUUGGUAUAGAGACUGAAGAUAAGAAACAACCAAAGGCCGCCCGAGGCCACAAAAUGAAAAGCCCCGGGUCUAUGGCGGAGGGUUGUAUCAAACGACCUGCAAGCCAAGCCCCAUCACCAGCUCCGCUCAAGGCAGCUCGGUUCGACGAAUCAUAUCGAAAUGGCAUCAUCGGUAUUGCAAAGUCCGAAAACCCCUCUGUGUCUUCUUCUAAUCCUGUCUCAGUGGCUGUUUCGACUGAUAUUAAGCCUUCUCAAGCUGUGAAUGAAAAUAAUCAUCCAGCUGAUCCUAGCAAUACUCCUAUUUCCUCUAAUGCUCCAUCAGUUUCAUUAUUUGUGAAUACAUCUUCUGGUGCUGCUACAUCUAAUAGUACUGUUCUUCAAUCUGGGAACGGAUUACUCACAGCCCAAAUGAAUCAAUUGAUUCCCAAUUUGGAUCCUAUGAGGUUACUCCAAAAUCCAGCAUUAGCUGCAAGCUUGCAAAAUGUUCUUCCUGCUCACCUCUUGGCGGGCGCGGGUGGAGCAGCAAACCUUCAGCCAUUCCUUCAAUUAAUGCAGCAGCAACAACAGCACAACAAUCCUCAAGCUGCCAUCCUCCAACAAGCGGCCGCUGCAGCAGCAGCAGCCGCCGGUUUAAAUGUUUCUUCCGGUGUUGCAACUGGGGCUCCAAGUGCGGCAGCUAAUCAGAUUCAGUUCCCUCCAAAUGUUCCUCAAUUGGCGGGAGCGUCUCUGUUAGGACGUGUGAUGACAACUCCAUUAGCUAAGAAGCCAAGCCGAUGGUCAGCGAUGCAUGUGAAGCUCUGUCAAGAUGUCCAAAAUAGUCGGAACAAGCAACUAGAAAAUAAGUCUUCCAAUGAGCAAAAUAGGCCGCAACAACAACAGGAUAUUCCCAAGACUCAAGCCGAUGCUGCUCAACUUUUAGCUGCUCAAGCCCAAGCUAUAAUGCAAAGGCAACCACAACCCCCUCAAGCUCUUCCUACAGCCAAUCCAGGAACUCCUCAACCAGGAUUGGCACUUCAACAACAGGCUUUGUUAGGUUUCUCUAACCCUCAGAUGUUCUCCGUCUUACAGGAUCUGCAACGAAGAAAUGCCGCAAAUGUUGCUGCUUCGAAGCCCCCUACUACGCUUCCUUUGACACCACAAAGGCCACCAUCAGUAAUGACGCGACCGGGAAUGCCCAAUAUGGCUUCACUUACCUCAGGAUUACCAAUACCUCAACAACAUAAUAGCUCAUUAAACCUACAAAACAGUGCGGAAACGGCUUUCCUUCAAGCAUAUCUGCAGCAGCAGCAGCAGCAACAGUUAGCUUUACAACAGGUCAGGGAUCAACAACAGCAACAGCAAGCUCAACAACAGCAGCAACAACAUCAGCAACAGCAGCAGCAACAACAGCAGCAGCAACAAAAUGGUCAAGCUGUACUUCAACAACAUCAAGCUAGCCAACAAAGUUCUCAGCAGAACCAGUUACAGGGUUUAUCGGCAGCACAACAAAGCCUGCUUCUUCAACCUCAUAACCUCCCGUUGAGGUUCGAUCCCUCGCAGCUCCUACAGUUGCAAAUGUUAACCCAUGCUCAACAACAGCAAGCUCAACAACAACAACAACAGCAACAACAGCAACAGCAGCAGCAAGCUCAGCAUAUGCAACAAAGCUCAUCCCAAGCCGCUGGUCAAUCCGGACUCACUUCCGGAAAUCCAAUAGACCUCCUCCGAGCUCAUAUGGAGCAGCAACAUCACCAGCAACAGCAGCAGCAGCAGCAACAACAACAGCAGCAGCAACAACAACAUCAACAACUUUUGUUAGCAACUCAACAAUCUGCUAAUGCUGUGGCCUCUGGUCAAUCUACUGGAGAUUCUGCGCGUGAUGCUCUGUUCCGUCAACUCUUGAGCCAGCAGCAACAAGUUCAACAGCAGCAACAGAACCAGAGUGGUCAAACAGCUCAACAACAACAGCUGUCCCAGCUGCUCGCUGCUCAAAGACUCGGUUUCCCAGGUUUACCUGGAAUGCCUCAAAACCCUGGAAUGCCUUCUCAAUCCAAUUUAGGCCAAGUUGGACCUAUGUUCCAACCCAACCUAAUGGGUUUACAGAAUUUAAUGCCAGGGCUUUAUAACAAGGGUCCUUUUCCUGCAGGAAUCCAGCAAAUGGCUCAAAUGAAACGUGAGGGUCAAGAUUCGAUACCUAACGGUCGAUAG